AUGGUUUCUUUCAAGUCUCUCCUCCUUGCCGCCACGGCCGUGACCUCUGCUCUUGGUCGUCCUUUCGACUUUCUCGACCAGGACAACGGCAACUCGACCGAGGCUCUCGAAAGGCGCCAGAUCACCCCCAACAGUGAAGGCACCCACAACGGCUACUUUUACUCUUGGUGGUCCGAUGGUGGCGGCCAGGCUACCUACACCAUGCUCGAGGGCAGCCGUUACCAAUUCUUGAAGAUACAACACAAAGAGACAAAACUAACAUGUCGAAGCACCAUCAACUAUGGCGGUUCCUUCAACCCCCAGGGCAACGGAUACCUCGCCGUCUACGGCUGGACUCGCAACCCUCUCGUCGAGUACUACGUGAUCGAAUCCUACGGCACCUACAACCCCAGCAGCGGCGCCCAGUACAAGGGCAGCGUCCAGACCGACGGGGGCACCUAUAACAUUUAUGUUUCCACCCGCUACAACCAGCCCUCCAUCGACGGCACCAGGACUUUCCAGCAGUACUGGAGCGUACGCACCUCGAAGCGUGUCGGUGGCUCCGUCAACAUGCAAAACCACUUUAACGCCUGGGCCAGAUAUGGCAUGAACCUCGGCCAGCACUACUACCAGAUUGUCGCCACCGAGGGCUACCAGAGCAGCGGCAACUCUGACAUUUAUGUCCAGACACACUAG
This is a messenger RNA of Podospora anserina S mat+, 675 nucleotides long. RefSeq lists its product as uncharacterized. The record is from RefSeq and is a predicted model, not a curated record. The transcript has 2 exons. Gene Ontology annotation, biological process: xylan catabolic process. Gene Ontology annotation, molecular function: hydrolase activity, hydrolyzing O-glycosyl compounds. Bases 1 to 675 code for a protein of 224 amino acids. NCBI's taxonomy places the organism in Eukaryota, Fungi, Ascomycota, Sordariomycetes, Sordariales, Podosporaceae.